GAACGAGAGCAAAAAGCAAGAAGGCGAUUGGAAGAGGUGGUGAGGCGAUUGAGCGAUCAAUAUAUUCUGUCGUCGACCCCGAAACCUUCGUUCGAGUCCCUUGAUUCUGAGCCGCCACAACAACCACAACAGGUGAAUAUACCACUGAAGUCGCCAACUUGA
Molecule: messenger RNA, 162 nt
Organism: Anisakis simplex (herring worm)
Lineage: Eukaryota; Metazoa; Nematoda; Chromadorea; Rhabditida; Anisakidae
Source: the annotation of a GenBank genome assembly